This is a messenger RNA of Fragaria vesca subsp. vesca, 1212 nucleotides long. RefSeq names its product pentatricopeptide repeat-containing protein At1g06710, mitochondrial-like. Gene Ontology annotation, molecular function: protein binding. NCBI's taxonomy places the organism in Eukaryota, Viridiplantae, Streptophyta, Magnoliopsida, Rosales, Rosaceae. The transcript has 2 exons. The record is from RefSeq and is a predicted model, not a curated record. The coding region runs from base 1 to 1212 and encodes 403 amino acids.
AUGGCGGCAAGGUUGUUUUCUCGCUCCCUGCGUUCUCUUGCUUCCAACUCUUUCUUCUCUAAGCAAGCUACUUCUCAUAUAAUACCCAUCUCUGCUUCCUCUUCUUCUUCCUCUGUAAUUCAACCAAAGCUUCACAAAAGGAACCUUCUUUUUCCCUCAACUUCUCCCAUCUCUUUCAAUCAACCCAAUUUUACUUGCAUUAGGCUCUUCAGCUCCCAACCCAACCCCAAAGCCGUCACCCUCACCAGCAUCAUCCACGAGCACGCCCAGGCCGGCCGGACCAAGGACGCUCUCGACGUCUAUAGGAAGUUCUUCACCACCGGAAUAUUCCCGGAAUAUGAAACAUACAUUGCCCUGAUCACGGCACUUGCCGCAGACCUGAAACUUGUUGGGUAUGCCAGGGAGUGCGUGCUACACAUGAUGACCAAAACUUUAGACGACGACCCAGAUGUCGGUACUUAUUUGGCCGUGUACGACGGAUUCAUGAAGCAGGGCAAGGCCGACGAGGGGAAGCGGUUUCUGAGGGAGAUUAAAGAUGAGGGCUUGUGUGGAGUUGAUGAGGAGUCUGUCAGGGAGGCUCUCAAGGACAAAGCAGCUGAUGAGGUUCAAGAAGUCAUUGACAUUCUAAUGGAUGACAAGAUUGGCAAGAGCACCAGACCCCUAGAGUCUUUGAAUAAGACUUUCAAAACGGUGGACACCCUUAGCAAGAACAACACAUGUGAGGAUUUGGUGAAGGACGAGGACUUCAUAGAAAAGGUAAAGACAGGGUUGGCGUUUGUGCUGAGAUAUGAGUGCAGUAGGAUGUUUGAUGCUUUGAUAGAAGACGGCCUCACCGAAGAGGCUAUGGAAAUCAGGGCCUCCAUCCUAGACAAGGGUCAAAUACCUCGUAUGGUCUUCUUCACCGGCUGGAUUAACUCCAUCGACUAUGUUCCAGACUGCACAGAGGAGGCUCUUGAGGUGUUCCAGCGGAUGUUAUCUGUUGGGAUCGCGCCCAAUGCAUACACUUACACUGUUCUGAUCAAGGUACUUGUCAAAGACCCCAAAUUCAUUGGUGAUGCCAAGAAGUACUUGCUGGAAAUGGUGAACAAGGGAAUGCGGCCGAAUGCCAAGACUUACAAAUCUGUGGUUGAGGCGUUUGCUGGGGCGGACAGAGUGGAGGAAUGCUGGGAGUUAAUGAAGCAGAUGAAGGCCAAGGGAAUUGAGCUAAAUUAA